GGCCAGAUGGUUUCUCCCUCCUCGCCACUGUGUUAUUUCAAUCGUCGCUGUGACAGUGGGUCGGCAUCCGGCGCCGCUGUAUAUAUAUAUAUAUAUACACAGGUGGGUGGCUUUACCUCAGUCUCAUGCUUUCUCCUGAGCUCUCCUUGUGGUGGUGACUGCAGCCGAGCGUGCUGGAUCUGGCGUGGCAGAUCGGGACACACAUAAUACCGCUGGUACAAUGAUGCUGGGAGACGGGUCGCUCCGUUCAGCGUGCCGUGGGUGCUUCUGUGUCGGCAGGUAUACGUGCUGCUGUUUUUGUGGGAUGUCCUCCGCCUGCAUUGCUGCUACGCUGCGCCACGGCUAAUCGGGCUGCAGCUAAGCGUGUGGUUCGUUGGACGCCACCGCUUCCCUGGACUGGCUGCUGUUUCGGCUCUUUUGUCUCGGCUGUCUUGGUGUCUACAACUCGCUGUUUCGGCUCUUUUGUCUCGGCUGUCUUGGUGUCUACAACUCGCUGUUUCAGCUCUCUUGUCUCGGCUUUCUUGGUGUCUACGCCUCUCUUUUCCGGCUCUUUGUUUUCCUACGGCCCUUUUGGUGCUCUACGGCUGUGUUGGCGUGUAUUUUCUGUAGGCUUAUCGCCUCAGUGUGUUAGAUUUAUUGCAUUGCACUUUUGGUGUUAAAAGCCUUAGGCUACAAGGACUAUGACGCCUCAUAUUGUACAUGUGUUUUACAUGCUGUUUUGUUGCGUGAGUGCGUGUGCGUGUAUUUUUAAUAGUGUAUAUUGGUCUGGUCACCAGCUCUGCUAAAAUUGGGAGUACUAAUUAUCUGUUUCUUUUGUGCAGGUUUGGUGAGCCUCGGCGGCAGUUUAAUCCCUGGUGGUGGUUCACAGAUCCCCUUUUUCAUUGGUGUGUCAUGUCACAGAGGAACUUGGACAGAGACUUUGAGAGUUUACAGUCUGAGAACAAGACACAGAAAACAAGAGAAGGAAACACAAUGGCCAAAUUCAAAUCAUUUCAGAUGUUUCUGAUCCUGAUGAUUCCAUUUACAGCAGUGACUCUCCACAGAGCCUUCAGUGUCAGAGUUGGAGAUGAAGCUACUUUACCUUGUAAAGAUGUCAAAGAUAAUCAGGAUAAAUGUAACAGUACUACCUGGAUCUUCAAUUACUUACGAACUGCACCAUCAGUAACACUGUUUCAAUUUGGGAAGAUUCACAGAGAAGCUGAAUCUAAAUCAGACAGACUGAAUGUUACAGAGAAAUGUUCUCUGGUUAUAAAGAAGGUCACAUAUGAGGAUGCUGGUCGUUACACCUGCAGACAGUUUGAUGAAUCAGGAAAACAAGUUACAUACUCUUCUGUGAAUCUGAUUGUUACUUACACUGCAGUGACCCACCAUAGAUCCUUCAUCAGUGUCAAAGUUGGAGAUGAAGCUACUUUACCUUGUGAAGAUGUCACAGAUCUUCCUGAUAAAUGUCUCAGUACAACCUGGGCCUUCGAUUACUUAACAACUAAACCAGCAGUACCACUGAUUGUUUACGGGAAGAUUACCAGAGAAGCUGCAUCUAAAUCAGACAGACUGAGUGUUACAGAGAAAUGUUGUCUGGUUAUAAAGAAGGUCACAGAUGAGGAUGCUGGUCGUUACACCUGCAGACAGUUUAUAUCAGGACAAAUAGUUACAAACUCUGAUGUUUAUUUGACUGUUGUUAAAAGAGACAAUGUAGCAAUACCACCAGUAACAACAACCAAAAGAACAACAAAAGCAACAACCAGACCAACAACAACAACCAAAAGAACAACAAAAGCAACAACACUGCCACCAACAACAGACCCAGCAGCAGCAGAAACAAGCCUAAAUGCAGGUUGUUGGAUCAGGUUGAUCUUUGUUCUUGUGGGUGUAGCAGCGCUCCCAUUGAUUGUUGUGUCAGUCAACAUUUGGACCAGAACAAAAGGUUCCAAAACACAUGGUGGCAAGAAGCACAGUAAUGAAGACAAUGAUGUGGUGACGUAUGAAAAUGCUGAAGACGUUUCUGCUCCUGUUAGAUUCCACAGAUCAACAAAUCAGCUGUAAAAAUAUUUCUUAUCUGCAGUUAUUUCAAACACAGCAGCUGGAUUUAAACAUGAUUGAACAGGAAAGAGAGAACAGAGCAAAACAGGAUCCGCUUUACUGCUGGAACAGGACUAGAAGUCUGUUUUUAUCUGAUCAGUAAAGACAAUAAAAACAACAAAAUAUCAGUACAAUCAUUUAAGUAUUUUCUUCUUUUGGUUCAAUAUUUAGCUUGCUUUGUGUUAUUUUUUAUCACCACUAGAACUCAUGAAAUUUUAAUUGCUGUGGUUUUGUUGUUGUUGCUUGUCAGGAGUUUAUUGUGUUUAAAUGAUAUAUGAGCUUUCAUUUUUCUGUUUUUUUUAUUUAAUAUGUUUUCUUUAUUAUCUUAAAAGCAUUAUAUUACGAGCUGUCUGAAGAUUUUGGUUGUUUUUGUCUCAUUUUUGUAACAUAUGAAAGUCACUGUAAUGUAUUUAGUGUUUUUUGUUGCUGUUGUUUGUCAGGAGUUUGAAUGAGAUUUGAACAUUAAGUGUUUCUGAUGAUGAUUAAAACUGAUUAGUAAAAAAAAUGCA
Messenger RNA from Acanthochromis polyacanthus (spiny chromis), 2588 nucleotides. RefSeq lists its product as uncharacterized. Gene Ontology annotation, molecular function: protein tyrosine kinase binding; MHC class II protein binding. The transcript is spliced from 11 exons. The record is from RefSeq and is a predicted model, not a curated record. Lineage: Eukaryota; Metazoa; Chordata; Actinopteri; Pomacentridae. Gene Ontology annotation, biological process: interleukin-15-mediated signaling pathway; T cell activation; positive regulation of ERK1 and ERK2 cascade. The coding region runs from base 892 to 2043 and encodes 383 amino acids. Gene Ontology annotation, cellular component: membrane raft; external side of plasma membrane.